Messenger RNA from Batrachochytrium dendrobatidis JAM81, 3417 nucleotides. RefSeq lists its product as uncharacterized. The coding region runs from base 1 to 3417 and encodes 1138 amino acids. Gene Ontology annotation, molecular function: guanyl-nucleotide exchange factor activity. Gene Ontology annotation, cellular component: recycling endosome. The transcript has 11 exons. The record is from RefSeq and is a predicted model, not a curated record. NCBI's taxonomy places the organism in Eukaryota, Fungi, Chytridiomycota, Chytridiomycetes, Rhizophydiales.
AUGAGCAACUACAAACGUAAUAUCCUGAAUGGUUUGGAUUGUAAUUCCGAGCAUAAUACUGCUACUGGAAGCUUUGACAUUCAAAAUGAACUAGACCAGGUUGGCUUGGACGCAGCGUCCAAGCUCAUGCCACAAGAACACAUGUCGGAUGAAUGCAACAAUUAUAUUGAAUUGACUCCUACAGCAAGAACAUCACCAUUCCAUGCCUUAUCGCUUCCAAAGAAAUCAGAGCUGCCAUUGCAGCCACCCCAACACGACUCGAAUGUCUUGGCCAAUCCUUUGGGAUCCAAUUCAACUGUUCUUGCACAAACUAUUCAGUAUAAUAAGCCUUUUUUAGAAACUAACCGACCGUCUUUGGAUUCAAGUAAUAUUCAACAUGAGAUUAAUUCAGGAUCCACUGCUACAACUCAAAGUUCAACGCAUUUGCGCAACAAAAACAAGCCCUAUAUUGCUCCUGUCAUUACUAAACCGAUUGCCAACCCCACUAGCAGUACCUCAAUAAAACCCACUCCGGUCACUCAUAAAUCUGAUGUAAAUGAGUCUAUUUCAAGUUUACCGUUAGAUGCUACAUCUCCUGUGCUCAUUUCGCUAUUGAGUCCGACAAAAACACCCAUAAAUGAUGCCUUGUUGCGAUUGAAUCUGGCUGCAUUUUGGCAGUGGAUGCUUUGCUUUUGUAUCGUGAAUUUUGAUUUAGAAAUGGGUCAAGCUUUGGAGCUUGUCUAUCCUCCAAUUGAUUUUACCGAAGGCGAAAAACGAACCAUCGCUUGCUCUGCGUUUCCAGAUUCAAACUCAUUGGACAAUCUUGGAGACUCUAAAUUCACAUUCCGCAUGCGCAAUUCCGACUUCUGCAAUCGGCUCUACUUGAAACAACAGAUCCCAAUGCUGCCAUUAGGCCCAGUAUCACUAAACUCAAUGUUAUCACCAAACUCUGGUCAAUCAUCAUUGUAUACGGAUUCUCUUCAGCUGAAUAGCUCUCACAUUGCACCAUCUAUCGAGUCACAUCAAUCAACACAAAGCAACAUUGGUCUUCCAAUAGAUACGGACGGAUACACAUAUGGAUAUGUGUUGUUUCGGCAGCAGGCUGAUAAUGAAGUUCGACGCGGCUUUCUGCAGAAAUCUUUGGUCCUACUUUCACCCUAUCCCUGGCCUGGAUUGUUUUUAAAGAUUGUAUCACUUUUGGGACCAGAGUUGAUGAGCUCGCUCGUAGCCGAUCGACAAAGUAAUUUGAAAAUGACGAAUUUGAAAAAACAUGAAGAGACUUUGGCAAAGUCGUCCAUGGCGUCUGAUACUGCUAAAUGUAAAUCAACUACAGAAACAAACGUUGCGUUUCAGGGUAUGGCUCUUCUUGAAGCAGCAUGCUUCAAUAUUGCUUCCUGGCCACCCCCACCAUCAACACUUUCACUAGAACUCAACUAUUGUUCAAUCCUUCUUCAACUUCCUUUUUUGGGAAAGGCACAGACGUUUUCGUUUCCGCCUACCAGUCGGUUUCCUCAACUCCACGAACUUCCUCGUCAAGGAAUACCUCCUGUUAUUACUGCUGGCACGGAAAACGCGCCUCCUGCUCUUUGCACAUCUGGACACUUUUUUCAAUUGUUUGAAAAAUCGGUCUCGUCAUUGUGGGUAUGUUGGGAGCUAAUGGUGCUUUCCGAGCCUAUCAUGGUUAUAGGUGAUGUACCUAAAUCAUGUAGCGAAAUGGUAUGGGCAUUGGUUGAGCUAAUUAAACCUAUUCCAUUUGGAGGCGAUUUUAGGCCGUAUUUCACUAUUCAAGACACUGAUUUUCCCCGGUUAAUUAAUCGAAAUAGGCCGCCUCCAUCAGGAACAGUUUUGGGAGUGACUAACCGAAUGUUUCAAACAGCACUUGAAUUUUGGCCACAUACAAUCCGUGUAGCCAAACCACAGUCCUCUACACCUAGUAAAUCAUAUUCCGGCCUUGGUUCAACUAAUUUAGCAUUCAACAAUAAUGGUAGAUUUCUAAUGGAUGCAACUAUCGAGAGUGUUUCGGUAAAGCAUCGACCGUUUUUAUCCAAGGAUAAAAAACUCAUAAAAGAUUUGACAGACGCCGCAAUCAACGGACAGUCUGUUGAAUAUCUUGAUAAUCUUAUUCGUCGACAUUUUAUGGAGCUGACUGAUCGGUUUUUGCAUCCCAUGAGUCGAUAUUUUGAAAGUCUAAUCAUUGGAAACUCUUCGCAAAUGACUCUCUCUCAUUUACGAAGUCGACCUGAAAUCAAACCUUUUCGUCAAAAUACAUUCCUUCAGCAAAUAGAGCAAUCCACUCCCACAUUUCCCGUUGCGGCAAAGCGACCGAUACCUGAACUAUACAGACAGUUUUUAAAAUCGCCUAAUUUUGCUACAUGGCUACAGCAUCGCACCUCAGAAGUUGGGCGAGAGUGGCAAAACAAGUACUUUGAUGUAUUGUGCUAUUCCGAUAUUGCUGCAUGGGUGUGUGACAAACUGGCUAUAGGAGCCAAUGUCGAAUGCAUUGACUUAUAUUUCCGGCUAAAAAACGAAGUGAAAAAAUAUGCUCCGUUUUUUGUAGUUGAAGGGGAUCAAAUCAACUACGCACAUCUGUCUGACCCAUCUUCCAACACUGAAAAACCCUAUUUCACCACUGCUACACCACUAGCGACAUCUGACUUGCCCUGCAAUUCUCCACGAUCACGACCAAACAUUGUUUCCACGACUAAAUCCCUUUCAUUGGCAAGAUCAGCUUCGACUGGAUACUCAGAACCUGAUACAAGCCAAAAUCGGAAUCCUGACUUUGGUGUAGACAUUACAUCAUUGCGUGUAUCCUCUAAUACAUCAUCUCAGCAACGAACCGAUUUUCGAACUCGCCAUGGCUCGAUGGACUCGUUUUACAAGGAUGCGUUCUCUUCACGCUCACAAUCUCGAAACUUGAUGGACCCUAUGCCAAAAAUAUCUGCUGAAAACAGCACUCCCUCGCCUGUUCCACAUACUCGACAUCAGAGCGAUCAAUCACAUCUUGUCAGCACCAAAGGGAUGGGCAGCCGCACGGGAUCACUUACGACUUCGCUGUCGACUAUUUUUAGUUCUGAAAUAGAGACAUCAUCUACUACGGGCCAGACAGCUAUAUUUUCAGCACCUUCUCGUUCAUCCAUAUCUAAUCCUACCAACACGUUUGCUUUGCCUUCGAGAGACACUCAAUUUGGUAUAGCAAGUACUUCCUUUUCCAAUCCUCAAACCAAAUUGUACAACUCCAACAUGUCGAAAUCUUCUCCAGAGCUUAUGAGAUAUUUCUCUCCAGUGCUAUCUCCAGCUGGAAAUCGAAGUAUAAUUGGUGGAUGUAUUCCCUCACCAUUGCAUUAUGCCCGCAUGCAAUCUCAGAUGAAUGCGCUACUAAGUGCACUGCCUCGAGAGUUGUGUUUAUCGCUGUUGCCUAUUAGUGAAGAAACACAAUAA